Molecule: messenger RNA, 5622 nt
Organism: Synchiropus splendidus (mandarinfish)
Lineage: Eukaryota; Metazoa; Chordata; Actinopteri; Syngnathiformes; Callionymidae
Exons: 6
Coding region: 397-3237 (946 amino acids)
Biological process (GO): protein ubiquitination; Notch signaling pathway
Molecular function (GO): RNA binding
Source: RefSeq, a predicted model, not a curated record
UCCAUUCCCUAUUUUAAACAAAAGUAAGAAUAGCAUAAGUAUAACAUUGUGAGCAACAUAUGAACCAUAGAAACAAUGCAUUUCACUAGUAAAGUGACCCAUAACCACUGCACAACUUGAAAAUACUUUAAUGCCUUGGUGACUCAUUAUGACGUCAUAUAAAGACGGAUGUUACUAUGAAUAAAUAUUGUGGCUGUUUCAGUGGUUUCCUAACAGGCAAAAGGAGCAAGCGUCAUACAUACCAUACACACAAGUGUGAGCUGGAAACUACAUGCAUCCUGCGUUUGCCGAAACCUCAGAAUGGUGUUCAGAGAUUUGGAGACAGGAAGACAGGACUCCAUGGCAACGACAUGAGGAUGGAGAAAUCCUUCGUCCGUUAGAUCAUAACUUCGACCUAUGGAGCCGGACAGGACGGUGAGGGUCAGGGGUCUGCCCACCGACAUCGGGGACGACAGGAUAAAAGACAAACUCUUUAUUCACUUCCUGAGAUCGAGGAAUGGAGGAGGGGAAAUCGACCACGUUAGCCUUGACAAGAAGGAGCCUGGCUCUGCCCUCAUCACCUUUGAAGACAGCCUUGUGGCGCGAAGGAUCACCCAGCUUCACUGGCACCACCUGGAUGUGGACGGGAGGAAGUUCGAACUCACUGUGAGCGAGCACUGUGGGAGACUGGACCCGGAUCAGGUUAUCCUAAACGUAUCUGCUACAGUAGACUUCAGUCAACUUCCUGGGGGGAAAGCAGUGUUGACAAGUCUUCAUCAGAAGUACCCAGAUGUUCAGACCAUAUAUGAUCCUUUAACAACGACGUGCAUCGUGUGCGGGGCUUACUCCAAAGUCCAGUUGGUCUUGAGCCAUUUGCUCAGUUUGUCACACAGCAACUCGAGUCAAACAAGGCAAAAGGCAGAGUUCCCCAAACCACAAGAGCAUUCAUUUAAAGAGCACACAGAAAAAAGAAGAAGAGAGCACAACAGCAGAACCUCUGAUGAAAGAGACAAAAGUACCCAGUCAGAUGUGGUGGCUCAGAAGGCAGCAGGAGGACUGUCCAGUCUGGUGGAGGACUACUCGCUCAUUGUCGACUCAGACAUCUUCCAGUACCUGCAGAAACGUUGUCAGGACAGGUAUCACCAAAUCCUGUCUCAGUAUGGCGUGGAGGUGGUGGACGUGUCCAAUCAGGGGUUGACCACUCUGUUCCUCCACAUCGCUGUCCCCGAUCAAGGUCAGGAGAAGGACCGCAUACAGAUGGCGCAGGACGCAGUUAGCGAGCUGUACCAGGAGAACGAGAGUAAAAUUCGCAAGGAUCAGCUCUGUAAGAGCAUCCUGUCACCCAAAGGAGGGCUGAAGAAAGCACUAAAGAAUAUCAGCAUGAAAUUCCCCAGAAUUCUUCUGAAUGAAGAUGAUGUGAACGUCUACAUUAUUGGGAAUCGUAGCGACGUAUGCGAUGCCAAGCAGAUUCUCCUCCUGGAUCAAGGGGAAGAUGGCGCUUUUCUCCCUGAUGUAAACACGGAGUCCAGUACGCCGAACAUGGUCGACACUGACCUUCUGAGGCUGUCAUCUCCUACUGCCAAAUCUUUGAACGAUAGAAAAGGUCAGUCUGGAGAAGACGAAAGAAGAACCGAUUCAAAGUACAAGCUUGCCUCUCGGUUUAGGGAUUCUGGACUGUCCACUUUAAGCAGUCUUCCGGUUGAAUGUUCUUUUCUCGGUAGGCAACAGACUUCAAGUACUCCUAAAGGUACAAAAGCCAUUCCUGUCAAUGAUUCCGGUGAGUUCCGCCCUACUGUGAAGCGUACAAGCAGUUUCUCAGGUAUUUCUCAGCGGAAAUCUAAAGUUCCAGCGAUUCAAGAUGAUUCUGCUUUGCUUGUUGCCAAAAGCAAAGUUCAAAUGUCCAGUUUAAGUGGACAAAAGGACGCCCUUAGGAGAGAAGCUUAUCACGAAGAAAUAGAAAUCCCAACUGUUCUGUGGGAAUACAUAAAAGAGGCCUAUCAUUCCGAGGUGGAUGACAUGACUUUUGAAGUGCAAGUGAAAGAGAGCAUUUCCCAAAAUGGCAGCGACGCUAACCUGAUCAUCAAAGGGGCGAGUGAGGCCAAAGUCAUCCUCUGUCAUUCAGCUUUACAAACACUGAUCGACAACGUCCGUCCUGACUUCAGCCAUUUGGAGAUCCACUUAUCAGAGCUGGGGAUUUCUGACCCCGCUGAUGAGACUUUAUACGCCUGCUGCGAAGAGGUGCGAAGACACUUUGCGAAGGUCAUCGUCCGGAUACUGAAGAAAAGCUUGCUUCUACUGGGACCAAAGAAGCUGUGCUCGCAGGUCGGUGCUUCGUUGCAGGAGGUCUUUCGAGGAUGUUGCUCCAAAGCUGGUGAAGACUUUUUAAGCUCUGGCUUCAAUGGGAAAAGGAUGGUGACCGACCUAGACGGCUCACCGUCUACCACUCACCUAAGGUCUGCCAGUGGUGGCAUGCAGCCUCAUUUUGGUUCCGAAAUGCAAUUCUCAGUGAGAAAGGAUCCCGUCAAAGAAAAAGUUACAAGUUUUGGAACAUCAGAGCAGAGGAUAUUUAUCCAACCAUACCCUCCAACCACUGAAGUUACAAAUGAAUUCAAAGGUUCCAAAUUAAACAGAGACGCAAGAUCCCCCAAAGUAGAGGGAACCUCACCACUGGCUGAAGAGGGAGGCCAUAACCUGCAAGGGAAUUUUGACUCCAGCUUAGCUCAGGGAGACCAAGUGCAUAUCUGCGUGUGUGGAAAGACUGAGACGCCCAUGACUCGAACCGAUUGUGGGACGACCAUGUGCUCCCGGUGCCUAGAAACUGUGCAUGUCUACUGCAGAGUUUGUCAGGACACUGAGAGGAGCACACAGCAAGGCAUCCGGGGCAAAAUGAGCCACUGCAAACUGAACGUCAGCAUCCCUGGCUCCCAAGACUCGGCCAUCAAGAUCACAUACUUAAUUCCUAACGGCAUCCAAGGGGAUUCCCAUCCGUCCCCUGGAAGGCCAUUUCGGGGAGGUGUCUUUGAAGCUUUCCUUCCCGACUGCAGCAAGACCAGGAAGCUGCUGCCGAGGCUGGAAGAAGCCUUCAAGCUGGGGUUCACCUUCACGGUGACCAACAAAGACAUGGGCGCGAAGGUGAUGUGGGCCUCCAUCCCUCACAAGACAAGCCUACAAGGAGGCAAAUCGGGGAAGGGUUACCCUGAUUCCAGCUACUUGAACCGCUUGUCCACAGUCUUGACAUCCCUUGGGAUCAAGGAGUAACCGAGUUGUACCAAUAAAAAUACAGGUGACAGUUCGUCUUUUCAUCCUGACCACUUGAUUCAAAGGUGAUAUGACCUUCAUUGCUUCAUUUUGAGAAGUCUUAUUUCGACCAUCCUUAAGAUGUUGUUCAGCUGUUGUUGCGUGGUCAAUUUCUGUGUAUGAGACAAACUGUGUUUUAUGGACCAGUCACAUAUGCAUGUUGUUCAUUGAUGUUAAACGUUACGCUCCAUACCCAAAUACAUGGCUUUCUGCCGAAAGCGAUUUGGAGCUUUUCAGGAAUUGAGCGCAGACAUUUGAAGUGCAGACAUUUAAAGGCUCUUAAUAACAUUCAGUGGGUGUCAUGAAGCAUCAUUUCAUAGAUGACCUGCAUGUGGUUCAAGUGACCAAAUCAGAGGAUCACAGUUCAAUAUAUGUUUAAAGUAGUCAGCACUGUUCUUUUUCAUAUUACAACAGAGAUACUUUGAUACUUUGAAGGAAUUUGUGUUACAAAGUUUGAGACUGUGUAUGGAUAUACAUAAAAGUAUUACAAUUGAAGAAAAAAAAAAAAAACAACACGUGUUUUUUUUUGUUAUGCGUUUUUUAUUAGUCCUGGAAAACAUGUAAGGCAUAUGGUAACAUUACACACUGAAGCGUUACAAGCUCUUGAGGCCAUGUGGACAACAUGGCACCACGCAGUAAACCCAGAGUCAAGCACAGAAGCAGCAUCAAUUCAAAGGGUUUAAAAAACAAAGUCGUGAUGGACGCUGGCACAACCGGAAGAGGACUGAGCGAGAUGUGCCGUGGACAAGCUAGUUGUAGAAAAAACGGCCAGCUGCGACUGAACUUGUAACAAGAAGUGAGUGGCAGGGUAACUUGGCAUUCCCAGAGAUAAUGAUGGAAGUCACUUCUGUCAAUUCUGAAGGAGAACCAGGACGGUUGUCGGACAUAGCUGGUGACGAAAGCUUCGCUGUGGUGGACUUAACAUGCAUCCUGGUACUCGACAAGCAGGUUCUUAGCAUCACUGCAAUACUGUGGUGAAGUGGCGACAGUGUUUUCAAACGCCAGGAAUCAGCCCUCUCGUCUCGGAGAUGUUCUGUAUUUCCCCUCUGAAUUCAGCUACACAAAGACCUCUCGGAAUGACCUGAGAAAACAUGGCGGACGGAGGACACUAGCAGAGUUGGAAAUGUUCAAUAGGCUGAUCGGAUUUGAGUGAAAGGACAGGGCACUUAAAUCAAAUCCAGUUGUCUCGCCCUCAUGUGGAUGAACGCAGGGCUUUGAACUAUCAGUGCUCCAGCAGAAACUAAUCCUGAAUUCUUUCAACACUUGUAUUCCUGUGCAACUGUGAGUCGAUAAGUGCUCUUGCAUAACCAUUUGAGGAUUACAAAUGUUGGGGGUGGGUUGGCUCAAAGCGAAACACGUGGUAUCAAACUGAACACGCCCAUCGCCGACUGAGGCGCUAAAUGAAAGCGCUCAGCUAAGCAGUUUCGACUCCAGAUGUCUUGGAAGUGUUUCAACUGCGGCUAUGGCAGCUCACUUCAUGAACCCGCAGGAAAACUGGGGAUCAGAUGUGAAGUGGAAAUGUUACCGUGUUGUUGCAAAAAUGACAAGCUAUUGUUAACGUCGUCUUAUUUGGAUCGUGUGAUUUCGUGGUCAGGCUUGUAAACGUGCGCAGGGAAUCAAACCCGCAGCUGUUGUGCAAGAAAAGGCAGAAAACGUAUUUAACGUUACAGGUUUUAGAAUAGUACGAGCUUUCUUCGAGAACGGACGACACGAGCAUCCGAAGUUUAGGUUCAAAGCUUCGACAGAGGAGUUACAAACAGCAUUUGGCACACACGGUUUGGACUAGCAGGUUUAUCACAUUUGAAAGGAUGUUGGAAGGUCUUUGCACUUUUAAACCCUUGGAUAACAGAACAAACAAACGGAAAAAUUGAAUAAAAAAAAUGAACAAAAAAAAAAACAUAGUAAGUAAAACAUAGAUAUUUUUUUCUUUUAAGAAGCGUUUGUUUCUCACAUGGCACUCAGAGCAGAAGCACCGUCCACAGGUUCACAAAGGGAGCCCAGCAGAUUAGAACAGAACACUAACCAGAGGCUGACAGGACACAGUCACUCCCCACACCAGCGUGACCGUCGCACUCCAGUCCGCAGUUUAACUUCCACACUACGUGAAUGAUUUCUAGCUGCCACCCAGGAGAAGUUGGUCGGGCCAGGAUUGGCACGCUAAAAAAAUGAGUGGGAAGCGUUCCUUUUUUUUUUGGAGAUAUGUGUGUGUGUGCUAGCUAGUGACCAGGGGCUGAAAAUGUGGAGCCGGACUGGACUGCAGUGCCACGGUCAAGCCUGUAAGUGCAUUAAAAUCAGCGAGCAGAGUGCAAAAAUACUAAUACCGACAGUCCUCAUAACACAGGCCUC